Stegastes partitus (bicolor damselfish) is the source of this 7084-nucleotide messenger RNA. RefSeq names its product ATP-binding cassette, sub-family H, member 1 (gene abch1). Lineage: Eukaryota; Metazoa; Chordata; Actinopteri; Pomacentridae. The transcript is spliced from 20 exons. The record is from RefSeq and is a predicted model, not a curated record. Gene Ontology annotation, biological process: transmembrane transport. Gene Ontology annotation, molecular function: ATP hydrolysis activity; ABC-type transporter activity; ATP binding. Gene Ontology annotation, cellular component: membrane; ATP-binding cassette (ABC) transporter complex. The coding region runs from base 107 to 2242 and encodes 711 amino acids.
UAAAUAACCCCGAACAUCGGCCACUCUUGAACAGUUCACGUUCGGUGAAUGCGCCUCGAUUCGCUGCUGAAUCCAGAGCUCUGCUGCGAUCCCGUUUUCUCUUCACAUGGCGGUGACGCAAGUUGGCAACAACUUGGCAGCCAAGAUGAAGGAGGCGAGCAUGAAGGCUGAUCUGGAGGCGCCUCUGCCUGCUGGACAGGAGGAUUACGCCAUCCAGUGCCGGGACGUGUGCCGGUCGUACGGCAAGCUGAAGGUCCUCAGCAACCUGAACCUGGCGGUGCCGCAGGGACACAUCUAUGGCCUCUUGGGGCCCAGCGGAUGUGGGAAAACCACGCUCCUGAAAUGCAUCGUGGGAACCCUGAAGAUCUCGCGGGGUCACAUCACUGUGUUGGGGAAGCCGCCUGCGUUUCCCGGUCACAACGUCCCGGGGAGGAUGGUGGGAUACAUGCCGCAGGAACUGGCGCUUUACAACGAGUUCACCAUCAGCGACACUCUGACCUUCUUCGGCCGAGUCCACGGCCUGACGUCGAAGGAGACCCAGGCCCGCAUGGACUUCCUCAUCGACUUCCUGGAUCUACCUCAGAAGCACAGCCUGGUCCGAAAUCUCAGCGGAGGUCAGCGGCGGAGGGUUUCUCUGGGAGCCGCUCUGCUGCAGAACCCAGAGCUGCUCAUCCUGGACGAGCCCACGGUCGGAGUCGACCCCGUUCUCAGGGCAAAGAUCUGGCAGCAUCUGGUGGAGAUUGUGAAGACGGGAAAAGUGUCCGUUAUUAUCACCACACACUACAUAGAGGAGGCCAGGCAAGCCCACGUGGUCGGUCUCAUGCGUAACGGCCGUUUGCUGGCUGAAGGUCCUCCAGAGGCCGUCAUGAAGCAGCACAGCGCCACGACUCUGGAGCGAGCCUUCCUGCAGCUGUGCGAGACGUCGGACCAGAUCGGCUCCAAACGAGGAUCCAGUCCGCAGGGUGGGCCGAUAGAAAACAGCCAGUCGUUUGAGAGCGGGCGGGACGAGAGCGAGCCGAUACUGGCAGUCGCACCGGCAGCAGAAAUUCCUAAAUGUUCAGCCGACUGGAAGGUGCGAGCCCGACAUGUGCUGCCCAAGUGGAGGAACAUCGCUGCCCUGAUGAUUAAAACGCUGGUGCGGAUGAAGAGGAUGCCGGGCUCGUUGUGUUUCCAGUUCCUGCUGCCCGUCAUCCAGAUCUCUCUCAUCUGUUUGUGCGUUGGAGGAGAUCCAAAGGGGAUCCAUGUGGCCGUGGUGAACAACGAGACCUCCUCCUCCUCCUACAGCCAGUCGCUGCUCUCCUUCCUGGACAACUCCAGCGUGCACCAGGUUCCCUUGAACCACACGGAGGCUUUUGAUGGGAUCUAUAAUGGGGAAUAUUGGGGCGUCAUCGGCUUCGGGAAGAACUUCACCAGCUACCUGACAAAACGGAUGAUCCAGCGGCAGGUUUCCAGAGACGUGGUGGAUGGAGGAUCAGUGCACGUCUGGCUGGACUUCACCAAUCGACAGAUUGCCUUCAUGCUGCAGAAGAAACUCCACGAAGCCUUUCAGGGUUUUGUGGAUAAUAAGUUGGGUAGUAUGUCGUACCUGGUCGCCCUGCCUAUAAAGUUCGAGGAGCCGAUCUAUGGCAGCCAAAACACCGACUUCACUACGUUUGUGACACCCGGAGCUGUUCUCAGCAUCACCUUCUACCUGGCCGUGGGUCUGACGGCGCUCUCCUUCGUCCUGGAGAGGAAGGAGGGGCUUCUGGACAGGUGUUGGGUUGCAGGUGUGAGCUCCCUGGAGACGAUGCUGGCUCACCUCUUCUCUCAGCUGUUCGUCAUCAGCGUUCAGAUCAUCCUGCUGCUCCUCUUCAUCCUGCUCGUCUUCAAGAUGCCAAACGAAGGCUCCCUGGUCCUGGUCAUAAUCCUGAUCGUGCUGCAGGGCGUCACCGGCAUCUCGUUCGGCCUCGUCAUCUCGGCCGCCAUCGACGACGAGCAGAACGCCAACCAGGCGGCCCUGGGCAUCUUCUACCCCAACCUCAUCCUCAGUGGUAUCAUCUGGCCGGUGGAGUGUAUCCCGUAUCCUCUCCGCUACAUCAGCCUGGCGCUUCCUCAGACCUACGCGUCCGAAGCCCUUCGCUGUAUCAUGUACAGAGGCUGGGGUCUGUCUCGGAUGAUGGUGUGGCGAGGCUUCGCCGUCACUCUGGGCUGGAACACUUUCUUCCUCAUCCUGGCGACGGUCAUCCUGAAGCUGAGGACGUGACAGCCUCACCUGAGAGAUCGUCCGUCAGGAGCCGGCGGGUGAAGCCCCGGAGCCUCGACUCACCUGGGGCACCAGAAAACGGAAGGAAAAAGGCGAGCGGGGAGGGCAUCACUGGUUCAACGGACCAACGGGUUGAUGCAUCGGUCCUCCUCCUCCAAAUUCUCUUUCUCACACACAAACACACACUCCAGCUGCCUGGCUGAUCCUGCUGCAGUUGCUUUGGCCUGUGGGUGUAACGUCACGAAGCUGCACGUAGACGUUUACAAUACGCACAAAAUGUGAAUCAUGUGUUAAAUAGUGAAGAUAGCGUGUAGUGUUUUAGCUUGUUUCACUUCUACCUGCAGCUUCUUGAAAGCUUUUCACCUCUCGGACGGCCAUUCACCAACUCAGGGUCACUUUUGAACAUUUUUGUUUGCCCUUAGUCUUAAUGCUGAUAGAGAGAUUUUUCUUUUUGUUGACAGUAAAUGGAGCCUUUUGGGGGGGAAAAAAAAAAAAGAGGAAAAAGUCCUGAUGAAUCUACUGACUGUAGCUGCAGGACAUCGGUUUUGUCGGUGCAGCAUUUUAGAGAAAACAUAUGUACGUGUAAAUAAGAAGAGUCUUAGCACAAAAGAAGGCAUUCGUCCUCAAGAAAAUGUGAAAGCCGAGGCGAUCGUUGUUGCAUAACGUUGUGGGAACUAGAUUUUAAAGGUUGCUUCAUGUUGCCCAGAAGGUUCUCACUCGUUCCCACAGCUGCUCACUCGUCAUGUUCAAGUUUGACAUCCUGUCUGCUUUUGACAGGAAGCUGUGUUGCUAACGUAGCGGUGCGCCGUCAUCACUUCAGGUCCACAGCGUUCUCCAUAAUUUUUGUUUUUUUUGUGCCUGCGCUCCUGCGGGAGAAGGUUGGUGAUGGGAACGGACCGGUACUGUCUUCAUGUGUUUUUGUUCACCUCUGCUUUGCUGGACAGAGCGGAGGCUCGCUGAUAGAUUUCUUCUCACAGCUCAGGUGUGUCGUGCUCCUCCAGCUGUCUGCAUCCAUGUGAUUAUGUUGUUUACACCAAACCGCUCAAACUUUAUACUUCGUUUAGGAAUCUUCCUCUUACGAUGGUCGAGAAUAAAAGCACACAGGAGUAAAGCUGUUGUUGGCUUCAACAUGUCGUGGAGACGGUCUCGGCACUGUGGGUAGAAAAGGAAGAAAAAUCGAUGUAGACUGACACGUAGUUAGAGCUGGGUUUUCCUUCCUUCCAGUCUGUGAUGAAGGAAGCUUUUAAAAUCUCUCUUCAAGGUGCUUUUACGUGUAUUUUUGGUAUUUUUUUUGAAAAUACAACACAAGAACAUCUUUACAUUGUUUGCUAUUUUUCUAGAAGUGGGUGUUUUUUGUGUUCUCAUUUUUGCAUUUUGUAUAAACAACCACGAAACAAUACAAAAAAAGGACAUUAAGAUUGAAAUAAAAUACAAAAAUUAUUAGAAAAAUCUAACUGUACUCCAAACUUUAUCUCUAAACCAGUCAGCUGUGUCCACAAACUGUCCAUCCUGCUUUUAAAGGAAUAGUUUGACAUUUUGGAGGGAAAAAAAGUGCAUUAAAUUGAUGCUACUUUCUAAAUAUAAAGUUAAAAUUGUUAGCAAGUUAGCUUAGCUUAGCAUAAAGACUGGAAACGGGGGGAAGCGGCUAGCAUGGCUCUGCCCAACUACACUACAAAGUCUGUAUAUUAUAUCAGAUUUACUUACAUGCUUUGUUAUGCUCUAAAACUGCAAUUAAUCUUUAUUUCGUUUUUUUGGUUUGGAUAAAACAAAUUUAGAUUUAAUUUUAUUUGCUUUUAUCUUUAUCCGCAGAUAUCAGAGUGAUUUAAAAACCUCUCAUAACUCUCAGAAAGACAGAAAAUGAGCAUAUUUCUUGAACUAUUUCUUUAAAGUUGAGACCCACAGUGCUGAAAAACCACCAGACCAGCAUCACAUGUUGUGCCAAUCAAAGACAGAAAUGUUUACAUUCAUCACGACUUCAUAAACCGGAAUAUUUCUAAUUGGCAGACGGAUUAGAUUGCUGUAGAUCUAACCACAUGCACUCGUAUGUUAUGCUUAGAUGUGUUGUUCCCUCUGUACUAUCUGCGAUGCUAACCGUGCUGGUAAUGGCAGUUAUAUUACUAAUAUGUCCAUUAACAUGAUAAAUAAUGGAUCUUAAUGGCUGUAAAUUCCCCUGAUUGGUUUACGUCGUGGUCCAGUUUCCUGCACUGUAAAUCUGCUGCUGCUGCUCUGCUGUACAUUCGUCGGUAUCGCACGUUUUAAGGGACAUUGUGUUCUUGUUUGAUAAAGAAAAAUGAGGGGUUGUGACCUCUUCAAUCGUGUAAAAACCGACACGCUCCUAAACGGACUCAACUGUAUUUUGCCAAACGGUAGCUCUGCUCAUUUUCGUACCUUGAUAGAAAGCUGAAGCUGAAUCUUUCGUCCUGGUGUGAAAAUCUCUGUGCCUGACUUGACUCCCAUCACAUAUUCAUGUAUCUCUGUGGAAUAAGUCUGAAGUGGUGGACUGUCUCUACUGAAAUUAGGGCAGAUUGUGUGAAAUAACUGAAUUUUAUUCGCUAAUUUUGUGAGGACACUUUUAUUGUUUGGACAGUUGAAUUAUUAUUAUUAUUAUUAUUGCCAAAAACUGUGUUAAAUCUGUGUAAGAUUGGUGAUUUUGUUCAAAAGUGCUCUGUAUCCUUACCUGAGGAGGAGGAACAACCUUACAUUUUGCUGUAAACAUCCGUGUACCAGUGCUCCAGAUAGAAAUCUACCAACUAAAAGCAAACAUACUGGAGUGAAAAUCCACCUGUGUGAAGCACUUUAGAAGGUUUACAUGAACUGCAACUAUCCUACUAAAGACUUUAUUCCAAAAAACCUGAUUAUCUGGCUUCUCAAAAACUCUGCUGCACAUUGAGCGAGGACGCACUCAGUGUUGUAUGACAGCAUGUUGUGUUGAACCGUUGCCAUGCUAGCUGCUCAGUCACUUCAUCACUUCACUAAAAUGGCAAAAAAAUGACAUUUUUCAUUGACUUUAAUCCAUCUAAACAACUAUUUGAUGCAUUGUUGUGACAUUUGCUGCACACAUUCAUGAUCAAACUUAGUGUCUCACAAUCAUCUGCUGAGCCCAGGAUGCAGUGAUGGUGCCCCUUCAAAACAGUAACAGCAAAUAUAUUUUGGAACAUUUGCACUCAAGGAGGUGAUUAAAAUGGCUUAUUUGCCCCCCCCCCAAAAACCCCCACACAGAUGCCUUAUUGCAUCCAAAUCCUUGGUAAAAACGGCCAUUUUCAGCAUGUCGGUUGCUGCUUUCUGUGGUUGCUUAUACCCAUAGUCUACAUUCGGUCAGUCAGGCUAGGAAAAGGUAAAUUGCCUUGUACUUUGCUUUAUGAUUAAAUACCUACAAAACCUACUUUAAGGCACAAUAUGUACCAUUUCUCUACAUAAAUGUCUAUAAAUCUCUAUAUUGGUUGCAGCUCUCGUUCACUUUUGUGCUUAAAUGAUCCUAACAAACCAUCCUGUUUCCCACAACCCAGGCCUGGCUGAACAUUUUGAUAACAGCUCUGGACUAACUCAGUACAGCCUGACAGAAACAGAAGCUUUUUACUGUAAUUCAGCCUUCCAGCAAGUUCAGCAGAGAGCCCGUUGUAAACACACAUGACACAAAUUGCCUUUAAAUUUCUGCUGUUCCCUCGUAAUAUGAUAAAAUACUCUGAAAGUCUAUUAACGGGGCUAAUCUCGGUUAAUCUGUUUUGGUUGUUUCACAAUACAACCAUGUCUGGUUUUUGUAUGUGUGUGCUUUCUUUAUUGGAUGGAAGUGGGCAGGACAGGAAUACGUGGUUGCAUAAAUCUGACAUUUCACAAUAGGCCACUGAAUAUGACAGUUGGGUUGCUUUGCUUAUGUUGCCAAGCUGCCAUCCGUCAAGUCUGACCAAACAAUACCCACAGUGUCCUUACGAAGCACAACAGCUGAACUUUGAGUGUCAGACUAAUAAAUUAUGCUCAAGAAGCUUAAAUGUUCCUGAGAAAUGUUUUCAAAACAGGCGAAUGCAAAUCUGAAAUUCUCACUAAAAAAGUAAUUAAAAUCUAUAUCUGAUGGGCGCUUCAUGCAUAUUUUCUUGAAUUAUCUCCACAGUUGAUUCAGAGUUUGCAGUCUGGUGUUUUUUAGUUGGACUAGUUGCAGUUCAUGUAAGCAGAGUUCUGAAGGUUUCUGCUGUCGGGAUGAAGCACGUCCACUACCUCCGCUGUCUCCUCCCCAAAGGGCAUGUAAAGCAUCCACACUCCUGUGUUGUGACAUGUAUGCACUGUGAUAGCAGACACGCUUCGAUGAAGUUCUGUUCAUUUCUUCUCAAACAAACAAUAAACCUGGUUGUAAAAAUCCUCCCUUUGUCCUGACGUUCUGGAUUUCGGAGCCGUGCCAGGAUCUUUACUCGGCAAACCCCCACAAUUCCUGCGGUUGCAGAAACAGCCCGAGGCCGCGGACGACAGAUUUAUUUAAUGACAUAAUGCCUGCUUGCAUCACUGUGUUGCUCGUUGCCGUGGCGAUAACGAUGCCCCCGCUGCCUUCUGUAAAUUCUGGAUCCUCACCUGACUGUUUGAACUCCGUGUACGUGUCCUUGUGCCCACACUGCACAAUGAGAAGCCCUCUGCACAGAUGUGGGUGUUUUUCAUGUCUGCUGGAGGUAAUGAGUCCGUGCAUACUCAUGUGGGUUCGCAAACUGAGCACAAACAUUUCCUAAUGUGUGUUUAAACACAUUCAUGUGCUGCAAGUGCAUGAGCUUGCAGAAAUGUUUGUAUUUGCGUCUUUACUUGGUUGUGUGUCAAGUCACUAUUUACUGCUUUCAAAUAGAGAAAUAAAAGUGUUACGCAUUU